Diprion similis is the source of this 2005-nucleotide messenger RNA. RefSeq lists its product as uncharacterized. The record is from RefSeq and is a predicted model, not a curated record. Bases 110 to 535 code for a protein of 141 amino acids. NCBI's taxonomy places the organism in Eukaryota, Metazoa, Arthropoda, Insecta, Hymenoptera, Diprionidae. The transcript is spliced from 4 exons.
CGGGCGUCGAUCCUUGCAUUUAUUCCAUAUUCCACAAGUUUACGCGUCGUCAACGUGUUAGAUUGUUUUGUCAUCGAUUGAAGUUUUUCGUUUAAUCAUACAGUGAAACAUGGACAAGAUUAUCAUCGGUGCAUUAUUUUACCUGCUCGCAUUGUCACAAAGCAACGCCCUGGAUUGCUAUGUCUGUCAGAAUCAGGAAGGAAACAUCGAAAAAUGCCUAAACACCAUAAAAACAUGUGAACAGGACCAAGACGUGUGCUUCUCAGAAAUUAAAUGGGGCAGUACACCAUAUUGGUCCCAAGGGGCGAAAAAGCAAUAUUACAUAUCAAAACGGUGUUCAACGAAAAAAGAAUGCGAAAGAACAAGACGGAAUAACAUGAAAGACUGCACACAUAUAUGGUACCAGGAUUGGAAGUGUUCUGAAUGUUGCCAGGGUGAUCGAUGCAACUACUAUAUAAUCUCCGAUGCAACGAAGACCAAUAUGCAUAUUUCCAUACUAGCAUUGACAGCAGUAUCAUAUUAUUUGGUUAUGUAAAGUUGAGGAACGUCUGUAAUUGCUCGUAUGCAGUACACACUUUAGGAAUACGUUCAUUCCUAGUGCCAAAAGCCUCCAAAAUAUUUAUUGAUCCAGUAGCAAACUGCAUGUAAGCAUCAUGGGGCAAAAGGAUCUCGCAAUGUGCGUGUGGACGUAUUUGUAGUAAAUUUUUGACUCAAUGCUGUGCAGAUCUAAGUAUUGUAAAUGCAUCAAAUGAAUUGACUUUUGUAAUUUUGCAAUCGAUUUCUGAAACGAUAUGGAAAUUUUUAGACAACCUAGAGAUGUUUCAAUUUUGAUGUUAAAGAGGAUAUUUACCUGCAAUAUUUUCAUAUUUAUAUUUACUUUUUCAUUUUACGCAAUGCUAAUUUUCAACACUAAAUUUAUCUAAAGUAUAUCUAUAUUUAUUAUAACUGUCAGAAUUGUCUGUAAAGAGUUAGUCCAUCCAUCAAAUGGCACAUGGAAUUCGUAUAAUUCCAGCAGAAGUGAUGAAAGUAACAAUCUAUAGAAUCAAAAUCAUCAUACUGUAUUACUCAGUUUGCAUUUUAUUACGUGAAAUCUCAUACAAUCUUAUAUAAUCUAUUUAAAACCAUUCCGUGUUUCUUCAUUGAAUGUGUUUUUGUUAGUGAAUAGUUUGAUACAAAUGUCCGAUGUUCUAAGUCCAAAGGCAGUCUGUUAUAUAUUUUUAUAAUAUUUAUUAAUCAUGUCAUUUUAUCUUCGCGAUAAUCAAGCUUUUCGGCGAAAAUCGCUGAAUCCAAAUAGGCAGCUGGUUUUUAUUUUCAUAAAUUGAGCCGAUAACAUUGCGUUUUACUCUGUAAAUUAUAUAACUACUUUGCUGUAAGCCACAUUUUACAGAUAAGCUUAUUUCAAUGGUGAAAGUAUUCUACUUUUCACUAAUUCAAUCUACGGCCGUGUUCUGUAAUUCAGAAGUAUAUUUUUAUUUGAUAUCACAUGUGAAAUUUUUAUCAUUUACUAUCGCGAAUACAAAUUCUUGUCACUUUUCCGCAAAGAGAAUCUCAGGCACUAAGUCGAAUAUUAUUUGAAAACGUUUUUGUAAAUUCGAAUAGUAAACAAGCGUUAAAAAUUUUGUUGAAGUAAUUUUCUAUAUAUACUCAUAUAUCCUCUUUGCUAAAACUGCAAGCUAUAAGAAGGAGAAAAAUUAUUCAAGAAUUUUCUACAUAGAAUCUACUAAAUAAAAUUUGUUAAUCUUUACUUUCGCCCACAUAGUUUAAUUCAAUUUGAUUCCGCCGAUUUAUGGCAACAUAUUGUUUACAUUAAAGUUUGUUAGGCUUUGCUAAUUUAUGGACAUACGUGUGAAAAUUGGAAAUAUGAACGAUGUUUUUAUAUAUCUCAAGUUAAGUAUCUAGUAAUAAGUUCAGUUAGAAAUAUGCUGGAAAAAGUAGAUCUUGUAAGUAACGUGUUAUUCGCGUUGAUAUGACUAUGUACAAAAUGAAUUCCGUCCAUAUUAUAAAA